Messenger RNA from Cladophialophora psammophila CBS 110553, 1110 nucleotides. RefSeq lists its product as uncharacterized. The transcript has a single exon. The record is from RefSeq and is a predicted model, not a curated record. Bases 1 to 1110 code for a protein of 369 amino acids. NCBI's taxonomy places the organism in Eukaryota, Fungi, Ascomycota, Eurotiomycetes, Chaetothyriales, Herpotrichiellaceae.
AUGUCUAACUUCGACCCAAAUGCGAUCCUCCGUGGAGCGCAACUCACCGUCGUAGGCGCCCACCGAGCUUUGCAAAACCCAGAGCUUUUUACCACGGCACACUACCAUCAAGCCGCCGUUGCUGUCUGCGCAGGCCUCGCUAUCCGAAUAAUUCUCAAUAUCCCAAUUUAUAUGGUCAAAAUUCUCGUCUGGAUAAUAUCGUUAUUCGUCAAUCUCGACCACGAGACGUGGGACGACAAACUCAUAUCAGGCUUGGACUUCAUCUCGAAAUCCGUGCUCCAGGUUCCGUUCUUUCUGAUGAUGGUCAUGGGCUCUGUAACCCCGACGCUGGACAACCUGUUCAUGGAGUCCUUGAAGUGGGUGGACACCACAUACGUGCAGAAGCACAAAUCCGACGACCCGGCCACACUGCGGGGAAUGUAUUACCCAGCGCUCAAGAUGUAUCCAACGCACGGCGACAAGGAGAAGAAGGAAAAGCGAUCACUCAUUGAUGGAGUCAUUCUCUUUCUUGCCAAAUAUGGCCGACGAGCUGCAAUCUCUCUGGCCAUCUACGCACUCACCUUCCUCCCUGGGAUUGGCCGCUUCGUUCUCCCCACCGCCUCAUUCUAUACAUUCAACAAAGCCGUUGGACCUGUGCCUGCCGGCAUUGUCUUCGCAGUUGGCCUCAUCGUCCCAAAACAAUACAUGGUCCACUUCCUCCAAACUUAUUUCUCGAGCCGGAGUCUCAUGUCCCGCUUGUUGGAGCCCUACUUCCACCGCAUCCGCUUCACGAAGCAGCAGAAGAAGAUUUGGUUCAUCGACCGCAGCGGCGUCUUGUUUGGCUUCUCCGCGGCUUUCACAGUCAUGGUAAAAGUGCCCCUACUGGGCGUGCUGAUAUAUGGCAUUGCGGAAGCGAGUACCGCGUAUUUAAUCACCAAGGUCACGGAGCCACCACCGCCACCAGGACCGAGUAGUCAAGAAUACAUCGAGAGUGAGGUGAGGUGGAAGAAUAAGCAUUUGUUCUUGAAUUUGCCCUUGGAUCGGUUGGAUGAGCUCAACGCGCGCAUGACGGGGGCAGAGAAGGUCGGGAGAGUGGAGGGUACGGAGAUCCCCAGGAGGAAGUUUACAUGA